Molecule: messenger RNA, 897 nt
Organism: Camellia sinensis
Lineage: Eukaryota; Viridiplantae; Streptophyta; Magnoliopsida; Ericales; Theaceae
Source: RefSeq, a predicted model, not a curated record
AUGUUGGAAGAUCUUUGUAGAGAAGGACAAUUAUCUACAGAACAAAUUCAUUCUAGAGUUCUGCAGAAUAUAAAUUCUGCUCUUGAAUCCAUGGGCAAGAAUAUUGAACAAUUUUAUCUUUCAGACCUAUCGGUCCCUUCUGAUGAAACUGAUGAUUGCUGCAAAGAUAUAGAAGAUAAGCGCAAUAUAUUAGUGUCUGAGUACUUUCUGGAAAAUCCUGGAUAUUUCUUUAUUGAUGGACCUGGUGGAACUGGGAAAACCUUUUUGUAUCAAGCAAUCUUGGCUACAAUAAGAAUGCACAAAUUGAUCGCUCUCGCAACUACAACUUCAGGAGUUACUACAUCACUUUUGCCUAAUGGGCGCACUGUGCACUCAUGGUUCAAAAUUUCUAUAGAUGUUGAAAGCAAAAUAUGUUGUAAAGUUAGCAAACAGAGUGGCCUAGCAAAAAUUUUGAAACUUGCUGCACUUUUAAUAUGGGAUGAAACAUCGAUGGCAAGACGACAAAGUAUUGAAGCACUUGAUGAAUUUUGGCAUUCAUUAGAGAAGAUCAAAUUGACAGAAAAUAUAUGGGCUAAGCAUGAUCCAACGUUUAGUAAUUUUUUGCUUUUUGUAGGAAAUGGUAUAGAACACCAGAUAUCUUGUAAAACUAUAAGAAUCCCUAAAAUGCUUCUUCCUUACAAUAAAAACAUUGAUCCACUUCAAGAGCUUAUUACUUUUGUUUUCCCAAAUUUCAAUGAUUAUAAUGAAGAUCCACUUUCAAUGAUGAAUCGGGCUAUCUUGACUCUGAAAAAUGACAAUGUAGAUCACAUUAAUGAAAUAUUGAUGGAAGAAUUUCUUGGAGAUGAACACAUGUAUAACAACAUUGAUGAGAUUGUUGAUAAAAGUCAACAGAGCUAG